CGGCGGCAAGGUGGGCUGUCGUGCGAGGUCAGCGAGGACAGGUCGUCUGGGAGCACCUGAGGCUGUGCGAGGUGCCGGCAGGCUAUGACAUUUCUAGAGUAAGUAAUACUCUGGGGGCAUCUCCCGCUCGCUUAGCUGUGCCCGCCAGGCCAUGGAGCGUGAGGACGCCGACGGCGCUCUCGAUUCGUGGGCUCAAUUCUGCACUCUUUCCAACGAGCUUCUCGCCGGAGACGGUGAUCUCGCCGUCGGCCCACGCCUAGCUCCCGUCGUUGGUGACCUCUGCACACGCGGCCUCGCCACGCUCGUCCGCGACUACUUCCUCCACUCCCUCGAGGAAACAUUUCGAAACCAUGCAGUCAAGAAGUUCUGGCAGCACUUUCAUCCUUAUUGCAGUGCCUCAACCGUAGACAGAAUUAAGUUCUGUGUUAAGGAACAUUGGCCUGAAGAAAUCUUAAGUAAAGCACUGGAGGACAUAUGCUUGGAAAGGGGUUACCAGGAAAAAUGUGUUCUUGUUCUUGUCCAAGUUUUACAAUCAUAUGAGGAUAGGAUGCCACGAAAAAAAAUCAAAGAAGUGGUCUGUAGUUCCAGCUUAAUGCCUAGGUAUCAGUUAAUGGUAUCAUCAGUACUUCUGACAACACUGCCCUUGAGCUUUCCUGGCACCCUAUGUUGCCCUGAUACGGCGAUACGGAUAUGCGAUACGCCGAUACCCUGAUACACUAUUUCUCAAAAAACACUGAUACGGCGAUACACAAUAUAUAUUAUAAAUAAAAUUAAAUGCUGAAAAAAUGGACCACAGCUGACCAGUUCAAUUUAAGGGCAUCAAAAGUUAAUGUUCAACAACUUUGACUAAAGUAAACAUCUACCUCCUCUUCUAGAAUAUAUCUGAACUCAAAUCAACGAAUCCAGCAUGCCAGAACAUGUGUAAUGAUACACUAGACCAGCAGACUUGCAGAUAAUCACCAGUUCAUAACACGAGUUCACAACUAGUACAUAGAUAAUAAAGUUCGGGCCAUCAAGCCAUCAAACCUAGGAACUUCAGUCUUCAAGUUCUAACAGACCACAGACCAGACAACAACUAGAUUUCAUUAAGAAUCUUCGGCCAAAUCCAAGGCCCCAAGAUCUUCAAACAAUCUUUCUUCAAGUUCUGGCUCAUCAAGUGACAGAUCAGCUUGCUCAAGAAAAUCAGCAUCACCCUCAAAAUCAGCUUCGAAAGUGUCAGCUCCAACAUCCCACAUUGAACCACGGUGGUAUUCAUCAGAUUUUCUAGAAAGAAGAUGCAAUUUUUGGUGUGCGAAAACUAAAUCCUUAGCACCCCAGGAUUUAGCCUACAAUUUAAAGAAAGAUUGUACAUCUAAUCCUAACAUUGUCCCCAGACCCUUUCCAGUUCUUUCAAGUAUCUCAGCAUACCUCCACAAUGGCUUUUUUUCAUCAUCUGGAAAAACCACACGAGCAGCAGCCAAGACCUGCCCUGCGAUAGCAGGGUUAUUGACAACGGGAAAACUUCCUUCGCUGCCACUGGCCUCAGUAGAUGCAUUUAAAUUUGCUGCCAUGGGAUCUAACAAGACCAGAGAAUGGGAGCAGUAGCAGUAAGAGGCAGCAGAUUGAGAAGAAAGGAGGAGUUCGAGAAGCAAGAACAAGAAGGGAAGAACACGGCCACAGACCACGCGGUAUUGGCUUCAAUCCGUGAUUGACGAGCUGAUGGCCAUAGAUCGGCGGCGCGCGGCGCCCACAGAUCAGCGGCGGCGGCUCCAAUCGGCAGCGGCGGUUGGCGAUGCGCGAUACAGGAGGCGGGGAGGCUUUGGGCCUUUGGCUGACCGCUACAGGAGCACGGGCAACGUAGGGUUCCCAACAUAUCCCGCAGACAUAUUGAAUAUCUAUUUCAAGAAGAAGCUGGAAGAACUUAAUAGUAUUAUGGCUGGAUCUUAUGAGAGUGAUCAACUUGUGGAUCAUGAACCUUUUCAAAGGAGUAAUACAUCUGACUGGCAUUCUGGAAUGGACAUUGAUGGUUCUGAAGUUUCAGAAAAUAGCUCCUUGGUAAAGAACAUUGGCAAAGUUGUUCGUGAUCUUAGAUGUAUUGGUUUUACAUCGAUGACUGAAGAUGCUUAUUCCUCUGCAAUAAUCUGGCUUUUAAAGUCUAAGGUUUAUGAACUAGCUGGUGAUGAUUAUAGAGUGUCAGUCCUUUGGUGUGUGAAGAAGUGGAUUCAGGCUGUUCCUCUUCAGUUUCUGCAUGCUCUUUUAACAUAUCUCGGUGACUCUGUGGACCAUGGCAGUGGAUCUUCUGGUCUCAAAUCACCAUUAGCUUCACGCCCUUCUUCCUUCCCAGGGAUUGGUGUUCCUUCUGAAGCCCUUGUGAGAUGGCACAUGCGCCUUGAAUAUUUUGCUUAUGAAACCUUGCAGGACCUACGAAUUGGCAAACUUUUUGAAAUAAUUGUAGAUUACCCUGAGAGCUCUCCCGCUAUUGAAGACCUAAAGCUGUGUUUAGAGUACACGGGCCAACACUCUAAGCUUGUUGACUCAUUUAUCUCAUCGCUUCGAUAUCGUCUACUUACUGCUGGUGCAUCAACAAAUGAUAUAUUGCACCAAUAUGUGUCCACUAUAAAGGCAUUGCGGACAAUUGACCCCACCGGGGUGUUCUUGGAAGCAGUUGGUGAACCAAUUAGGGAUUAUCUGAGAGGUAGAAAAGACACUAUCAAAUGCAUAGUGACAAUGCUAACUGAUGGGUCAGGAGGAAGUGGAAGUGGAACAGGCAAUGCAGGUGACAAUCUUCUGGAAGAGUUGAACAGAGAUGCUGAAAACCAGGAAAAUGCUGAUUACGACGAUCAUGCAAACAUUGAUGAGAAACAAGCAUGGCUCAAUUCUGAAAGCUGGGAACCCGAUCCUGUAGAAGCAGACCCAUUGAAAGGCAACAGGAACAGAAGGAAGGUCGAUAUACUUGGACUAAUGGUUAGUAUAAUUGGCUCAAAGGACCAACUAGUCAAUGAAUACCGUGUAAUGCUGGCAGAAAAGCUGCUCAACAAAUCUGACUUUGAAAUUGAUUCAGACAUUCGCACAUUGGAACUCCUGAAGAUUCAUUUUGGUGAGAGCAGCAUGCAGAAGUGUGAGAUUAUGCUUAAUGACUUGAUUGACUCGAAGAGAACCAAUUCGAACAUUAAAACAUCUUUGCUGAAGUCAUCUCAAACUGUUCCUGGGCAAGAGGAGGCAGAAGUGUCUCAUGAUGUUUUGGAUGCCACUAUAAUAUCAUCUAAUUUUUGGCCACCAAUUCAGAUAGAAGACCUUGUUGUUCCUGCUUCAGUUGAUCAGUUGCUAUCGGAUUACGCAAAACGAUUUCACCAGAUAAAAACUCCACGAAAGCUAUUAUGGAAGAAAAAUCUUGGAACAGUUAAGUUAGAACUGCAAUUUGACGGAAGAAGCGUGCAAUUUACUGUAGCUCCUGUGCAUGCUGCAAUCAUAAUGCGGUUUCAAGAGAAAUCUAGUUGGACUUCAAAGGCACUUGCUACAGAAAUUGGCAUACCUAUGGAUUCUCUUAACAGAAGAAUAAGUUUCUGGACAAGCAAGGGGGUCCUGACUGAAUCAGCAGGACCAGAUGCCGAUGAUCGCACCUUCACUGUUGUCGAUAGCAUGUCUGAUGUCAACAAGGACAGUAUUGUGAAUGAACGCAUGGCAGAGUAUCAGAUGACUGAGGAGGAAGGUGAAAGCUCUGUGGCUUCAGUGGAGGAACAGCUUAAGAAAGAAAUGACAGUCUACGAGAAAUACAUCGUCGGAAUGCUAACAAAUUUUGGGAGUAUGUCGCUGGACAGGAUACAUAACACUCUAAAGAUGUUUUGUAUUGCCGAGCCAUCGUAUGACAAGUCGCUGCAGCAGCUGCAAAGUUUUCUUUCUGGUCUAGUAGCAGAUGAAAAGCUAGAAACGAGGGAUGGGCUGUACUUGCUAAAGAGGUAGCAGCCGUUUCUAUACUAGGAUAGUGGGUUGUUAGACUAGGGUUGUACACUUGUACUAUUUGCUAAUGAGUUGUUUAGACUAGAGAUGUCAGGUAAUCAGAUAUAACACACUUCAUUAUCAAAGCUAUGUUAUCGGGUUCAGAGGCAGCUUACAUAUCCUAUCUCACAUCCUCCUUUAUUUUAAACUUCAUUAUGUAAACAAUGACUAUGAAGGUGUUACUAUGGAGGUAUUUGAGAUGGCUCUAGGUUCUAGAUCCAGUA
Zea mays is the source of this 4199-nucleotide messenger RNA. RefSeq names its product anaphase-promoting complex subunit 2. Gene Ontology annotation, cellular component: anaphase-promoting complex. NCBI's taxonomy places the organism in Eukaryota, Viridiplantae, Streptophyta, Magnoliopsida, Poales, Poaceae. The record is from RefSeq and is a predicted model, not a curated record. Gene Ontology annotation, biological process: metaphase/anaphase transition of mitotic cell cycle; protein K11-linked ubiquitination; ubiquitin-dependent protein catabolic process. The coding region runs from base 1699 to 3939 and encodes 746 amino acids. Gene Ontology annotation, molecular function: ubiquitin protein ligase binding. The transcript has 17 exons.